Molecule: messenger RNA, 663 nt
Organism: Cucurbitaria berberidis CBS 394.84
Lineage: Eukaryota; Fungi; Ascomycota; Dothideomycetes; Pleosporales; Cucurbitariaceae
Exons: 2
Coding region: 1-663 (220 amino acids)
Source: RefSeq, a predicted model, not a curated record
AUGGCUACGGCUACCUCACACGACCACCUCCAAGAACAGCACCUUCCCCUAAGCCCACCUCCAUCACCACCGUCUACGAGACGUAGGCGUAAAAAAAGGUCAGACCCUUUCGAGGAGCUUGCCAUCACCCCCAUACCUUCUCCGCCAUCGUCUCCGCCGAAUGAGCUCGCAGAAGAAGACUCACUUCUCACCAAGAUUAUAUUCACGCCGGUGCUGUUUAUUUCCUUCAUCUUCUCACUCUUUCUUGUGAGCUACCGAGACCGAGCGCGCCGCGCCCAGGCGCAUUCCUCGCAUUCCUUUCUCUCGUAUCUCUACCCAUCGACCUGGUUUGACCCAGAACCGUAUCAAGAUCCGAGCGACUCGACCUGGGGCUAUCAAAGCUCCGCUGGGCAUGUCGAGCCAAACGACGCAGUAGGCCCAAGGGAGAAGGAACAAAGCGAGGCUGGGAAGAGGAAGAAGAAGAAGUGUAAUCAGAAAAAGUCAUGGCAUCUCAACAAAAAGAUUAGGAAGGUAGCUAAGCUGCAGGUUAGUGAUGCAUUUGAGAUGCGCGGAAGGGUCAUCGCGGGUAUUCUUGCAGUAACAAUACUCAGCUCUAUUGCGCUAUGGAUGGGCAUGAAGUGGCUAUUGACAUCACUCUCCGCCUCGCUGUUUGGAGCAAAAUAA